AUGGAGGUUAAAAUUGCAGUGAUUGGCAGUGGAGGUGUCGGAAAAAGCUGUUUGACACUUCGAUUCACUCAAGAGACAUUUUCUGAAAAUUAUGACCCAACCAUUGAAGAUUCAUAUUACAAAUUUACAGAACUUGAAAAUUCUCAACAAUGUGGUUUUUCCAUCCUGGACACGGCAGGACAAGAAGAAUUUAAAUCGCUACGAGAGAGUUGGAUGAAACAUGCUGAUGGUUUUUUAUUGGUGUAUUCGAUGGACGAUAAAAAAUCAUUUGAAAGUAUUUUGGAAUUUUAUGAACAAAUAUUAAGAGUGAAAGAUACUGAUUCGUGGCCAGCAAUUGUAGUGGUAGGAAAUAAGGCAGAUUUAGAGGAUUCACGACGACAAGUGACAGCAGAUAUGGUCACAAAAUUUAUUAAGCAAUACGAUUUGGAUCAUUUUGAUUGUUCCGCUCUGUCUGGACUGAAUGUAAAGAAAGCCUUCCAACGAACGGCGAAAUAUGUUUUAAUACAUAAGGGAGUGAAGCUUUUAGAAGAAGUUGUUCAUACACCACAAAAUUCUGAAGUGAAUAUUUCAAUUUCUGCACCACCUGACAAUUGUCAUGACGACAAUGCUUGCCAUCAAAAAGACAUACUCUCAACCUCAAACAGUCAUGGAAAAUUGAGUAGCCUGGAUGGAGGAGGUGGAAGUAGUCCAAGCUUGUGGAGGAGAACUACAUCAGAUGCUCCUUCUUCCAAUUUAAAUUCACAAAUUGAUGCAAGUCCAACUACUCCAAGCUUUAUCUCAAAUUCCAAUCAUUCAGGGAAGAGCUUGGGUAGCUACACUCCAGAACCGAAAUCAUCGGAAAAGAAAAUGAAGUGUGUCAUUCUCUGA
Molecule: messenger RNA, 867 nt
Organism: Naegleria lovaniensis
Lineage: Eukaryota; Heterolobosea; Eutetramitea; Acrasida; Naegleriidae
Exons: 3
Coding region: 1-867 (288 amino acids)
Biological process (GO): Ras protein signal transduction
Cellular component (GO): plasma membrane
Molecular function (GO): GTP binding; GTPase activity; GDP binding
Source: RefSeq, a predicted model, not a curated record